This is a messenger RNA of Podarcis raffonei (Aeolian wall lizard), 1808 nucleotides long. It is a transcript of the gene BZW1, whose product is annotated as basic leucine zipper and W2 domains 1. The record is from RefSeq and is a predicted model, not a curated record. Gene Ontology annotation, molecular function: protein binding. Gene Ontology annotation, cellular component: membrane; cytoplasm. NCBI's taxonomy places the organism in Eukaryota, Metazoa, Chordata, Lepidosauria, Squamata, Lacertidae. Bases 137 to 1396 code for a protein of 419 amino acids. The transcript has 12 exons.
AGUAGAAGAGGAGGAAAAGGGGUGGAGACUUGAAGCCGCUUCAGACCGCCCGCCUUCUCCGUCCUCCGUCGCGCCGCUUAGUCAAGCUCGUGCUCCUUGGACGUUCCUUUCCUGCCUUAAAAGUCGGGUGUCUUUUAUGAAUAAUCAAAAGCAGCAAAAGCCAACGCUAUCAGGCCAGCGUUUUAAAACUAGGAAAAGAGAUGAAAAAGAGAGGUUUGACCCCACUCAGUUUCAGGACUGUAUUAUUCAAGGUUUAAAUGAAACUGGCAGUGACUUGGAAGCAGUAGCAAAAUUCCUUGAUGCUUCUGGAGCAAAACUUGAUUAUCGCCGCUAUGCAGAGACACUCUUUGACAUUCUGGUGGCUGGUGGAAUGCUGGCCCCAGGUGGUACACUGGCAGAUGACAUGAUGCACACAGAUGUCUGUGUGUUUGCAGCACAGGAAGACCUAGAAACGAUGCAAGCAUUUGCUCAGGUCUUUAACAAGCUGAUCAGGCGUUACAAAUACCUGGAAAAAGGCUUUGAGGAUGAAGUCAAAAAGUUGCUGCUAUUCUUGAAAGGUUUUUCAGAGUCUGAGCGGAACAAACUGGCCAUGCUGACGGGUAUUCUUCUGGCCAAUGGGACACUUAAUGCGUCAAUUCUCAACAGUCUAUAUAAUGAGAAUCUAGUUAAAGAAGGUGUUUCAGCAGCCUUUGCAGUAAAACUGUUCAAAUCAUGGAUAAAUGAAAAAGAUAUCAAUGCAGUGGCUGCUAGCCUUCGUAAAGUCAACAUGGACAACAGGCUGAUGGAACUCUUUCCAGCCAACAAGCAAAGCCUUGAACACUUCACAAAAUACUUCACUGAUGCAGGAUUAAAGGAACUCUCUGAAUACGUCCGGAACCAGCAGUGCAUAGGGGCUCGUAAAGAACUGCAGAAAGAACUUCAGGAGCAGAUGUCACGUGGGGAUAACUUUAAGGAUAUCAUCUUGUAUGUCAAGGAAGAGAUGAAGAAAAACAACAUAUCAGAACAGACUGUGAUAGGCAUUAUCUGGUCCAGUGUAAUGAGCACUGUGGAAUGGAACAAAAAAGAGGAGCUAGUAGCAGAACAAGCCAUCAAGCACUUGAAGCAAUACAGCCCUCUUCUUGCUGCCUUUACAACCCAAGGUCAGUCUGAACUGACUCUGUUGCUCAAGAUUCAGGAGUACUGUUAUGACAACAUCCACUUCAUGAAAGCCUUCCAGAAAAUAGUGGUGCUCUUCUACAAAGCUGAGGUUCUAAGUGAAGAACCCAUCCUGAAAUGGUAUAAAGAUGCACAUGUUGCCAAAGGAAAGAGUGUCUUUCUGGAACAAAUGAAAAAGUUUGUAGAAUGGCUCAAGAAUGCUGAGGAAGAAUCUGAGUCUGAAACUGAAGAAGGUGACUAAGUUGUCAAAAACAGUAAAGCAAACAGGAGCAGUAGAUAAAACGUCAUGUCUUUGUGUCCUGAUUCUUACAUCCUACCUCCCUGUAUCAAGCAUGAUAUAAGGGCUCUCAUGGCAAAUUUAUGUUUGUGUUUUCUAUGGUCAUUAGAGAACACCAGAUUUAGGUUUUUAAAACCAUGUGUUAGUAGCUUACAGGAGCUAUAGAUUUGAUUCUAACAUUGCAUUAGUUUUUUGAGUUACCUUCUACCUCCUGUAUUUUCUACUGUAACAUAAUUUAAGGCCUUCCACAACUUAAAUUCAUUUUAUCCCUGGGUUUUCUAUAAAAAAAAGUUUACAAGUAGACAUGAUUUGGAAAAAUGAAAUUUGUUAUAAAAAUUCUGUUUGCAAAUUAAACUGUACAAGUAUCCAAAGUAAA